UUUUUUUAAUAUAAGCCGUUUUAGAGAAAUUUUUACAUUCCAAAUUAUAUGACAUUUUUGGUUUUCUAUGUAAAAUUUAUUAACAGUUAAUGUUAUAUGAUCAAUUGUAAUAUACAUUCUAUUUUAUUAUUGGUUGAUUUGUGGUUAGGUAAAUAAUUAAUGAUGUUUUUGUUUAAAAAAUGUUAAAAAUUACUGAUUUUUUUAAUUUGUGUAUACAGUUCUAAAACGACUUAUAUUAUUAAACGGAGGGAAUAUAAAUUUUAAAACGAAAAUCUGGUGCCGUAAAUUUAACUUCAGCACGUGUUAAUUUAUCAGAUGGCUAUAUGCUGGGAAGUGAUCACCUCAUACGUUUUCUUUUAACUUUCGCAAAUUAUCUUUACACGUACUUAAUGGCAGUUAUUUGAUGACCCAAUAAUAAACAAAAAAAUAUUUUAUUUAUAAUGAACUAUUCAGUAAAUAAUUCUGAAAGGUUGUCAACAAAAAUUCAGACCUUGAAAUUAUUAAGGGCAUUACUGAUUUUGAUGUGAUUAGACUGCCCAUCACUUUAUCGCAGAAAUAUUAAUGCAUAUUAUAUACUAUUGGCAUAUGGACAAAAAAACAAUUAUCGCGUGUGUUUAUAUUUUAUCCCCUUUUUUAGUUUCCCAAAAAGUUAUCUCUAAUACUAUCCCUUCGCUUUAUUUUUAAAAAUCAAACGCUAAACUAUUUGUAUUUUGUGUCGUCAGUUUCCUAUAAAGAAAAAAGAAAUUGUAAAACAUAAGAAGUUAAAAACAGCUAAGACCAUACAUGUAAAUCAGAAAACACAAAUCAUAAGCCAGUAAAUUCAUAUUUUCCAAUUUUGUUUCUUCAAUCAAAAUCUCACAAAAUUAUAAUUGUUAACUUUAACCUAUCUAUAUAUAUACAAAUCUUAGUAUUGAUUAAGUUCGUAUGUGUCAUUUUAUUUUAAAAAAUGAAACAUCUAAAUGCAAACUAAAAUCAAAAUUUGUGUUUCUUAGAGUGGUCCGACCAAAUUAAUUGAGAUAAAAGUAAUAAAAUAGUGAUAAGUACAUUGGUUCUACACUUCUACUGCUUGGUUGACAAAAAAACAGGGUAAUUUGUUUCUCAACUAUAUUAAAAUUUUAAAUUAAAAUUAGAAAUUAAAAAAAAAAUUGUAAAGAUAAAAGAGAGCGUUACAAAGUGUGGUUGAGGUCAGAUUUAUAAGAUUCCGAUUUCCAAUAACGAAGAAUGUAAAAUAGCAAAAAAAUAUAUAUAAAAAAAAGAGAGUUUAGAAAACACUUUCUCAAAUCUCAAUUCCAAAGAGAUGAGAUAAAAGAGAGAAGAGAUAAAACCUUUGAUGUCCACACUCUCUUUUAUUUCUUCUCCUUCUUGAAACUUCCUCUAUCUCUCUCAACAUAAAAAACGACGUAGUUUUCUCUUGCUUCAAUGGACUUUGAAGACAACAACAACAACAACAACGAAGAAGAAGAUGAAAUGAAUCUUCACGAGGAAGAAGAAGAAGAAGACGACGCCGUUUACGACUCUCCUCCUCUUCCUCCACCGUCUCGCGUCCUCAAAACAUCCACUGAAAGUCCUGACACGGCCGGAACAACCUCAACAGGCGGUGGAGGGUUCAUGGUGGUACACGGUGGUUCCUCCGGUGGAGGAGGAGGAAGCAGGUUUAGGUUCCGCGAGUGUCUCAAGAACCAAGCGGUGAACAUAGGAGGACACGCGGUGGAUGGCUGUGGUGAGUUUAUGCCAGCUGGCAUCGAAGGCACCAUCGACGCCCUAAAAUGCGCCGCGUGUGGCUGUCACCGUAACUUCCACCGCAAGGAAUUACCUUACUUCCACCACCACGCGCCACCGCAUCAGCCUCCACCUCCUCCUCCUCCGCCGGGAUUCUACCGUCUUCCGGCUCCGGUGAGUUAUCGACCACCGCCGUCACAAGCUCCUCCUCUUCAGCUAGCUCUUCCUCCUCCACCGCAAAGAGAGAGAUCAGAAGAUCGCAUGGAGACUUCUUCUGCGGAGGCAGGAGGAGGAAGUGGGAUUAGGAAGAGGUUUAGGACUAAGUUCACGCCGGAGCAGAAGGAGAGGAUGUUAGCUUUAGCUGAGAGUAUUGGCUGGAGAAUUCAGAGACAAGAUGAUGAAGUGAUCCAGAGAUUUUGUCAAGAGACUGGUGUUCCGAGGCAAGUUCUUAAGGUUUGGUUACAUAACAACAAACACACUCUUGGUAAGUCGUCGUCUCCACCACUUCACCAGCAUCAGAAUCCAACUCUUCCUCAUCCUCCACAGCCUUCUUCGUUUCACCAUGAACAAGACCAACCAUGAAUCUUGAUUUCUUGAUCACUGUUAGGGUUUUUAAUUUAGCUAAUCAAUCGCUUGAGGAAUUUUAAGAGGGUUUUUAUUGUUUAAUUUAUGUACCCAUUUUCGUUUUUCUUGGUGAUGAUGUUCUUGAUGACGCUCUUUCUGUUUAAUUACGUUUCUCAUUA
Brassica rapa (field mustard) is the source of this 2462-nucleotide messenger RNA. Its product is annotated as zinc-finger homeodomain protein 1. Gene Ontology annotation, cellular component: nucleus. Gene Ontology annotation, biological process: regulation of DNA-templated transcription; regulation of developmental process. Gene Ontology annotation, molecular function: DNA-binding transcription factor activity; transcription cis-regulatory region binding. Lineage: Eukaryota; Viridiplantae; Streptophyta; Magnoliopsida; Brassicales; Brassicaceae. The record is from RefSeq and is a predicted model, not a curated record.